GAUCUCCACAACCCCACCACGAACUUUGUAGGUGCCACUUUCACGAAACGCGUCGGACCGCACAAUCAACGCGUAUACACAAGCGCAACUUUACAGUGCACAUCACCAUUCGGCCCAACAUCACAAAAUGCAGUGACCCGUCGAGCCAAAAGAUGCGAAAGCCACAUAAUGUCGACGAGCAAAUCCGAGCGCAUCGAGAAUGCGCUUCAAUCCUUGUUGGAGCGCCUCGUUCCUGGCCAACAACCUGAAGAAGAUGAAGAUGUUGCUGAUCAACGCUGGGACGAUGCGAGCGCUCUAGCGACGGCAAUACUCAGGCGUGGUGGGAGCGAAGCCGCACCUGCAGAGGAUGUCAACCAUGCCGCCGAACUGAUCCGACGCAAACUGCUGCGCGACAAUUCUGGACCCGAGAAGGCGGCCGCCUUCAGCAAUCUAUACUCCCGCUUGCUUGCUCAGCCGAUUUUGACCAAGAGAUGGGCCAUUCUAUACUUUCUGCUCAAGAUGGGUGAGGAUGGCGAGGAGCGCCAUACUACAGCCGCAGCUGCGAGUCGCUCGAUACCCGCAUCCAGUGCUUCAAGGGCUUUGCCAGCGCAUAGUGAACAAGAGCUAGGGAGGUCGCAAACAGCUGGGCGGCCAAGUCAAAAUGACCAGGCGCAAUACGAAGGGCGAAAUCCAGUGUUCGACACUGCUUUCUCGCGGAACGGAUUACCCAGGGUUCAAAACGGUCAAGCGCGUGAAAGUCCCAUGCCUACCACGCCGCGCGAGCGCGAGAGACCAAUGCCGCCACGAACGAGAGGGCAGGAAAAAGAGCCGGCGACCCCGGAGCCGGUGGUCAAGAAACCAGUCGAUGGACCGACAGAGCUUGCGCUGCUUCGCGAUCUGCCGUUCACCUUACAAGGCCUCUCGUCAACCCAUUUGCUGUUCGCGCAGAAGCAAUCUCUCAAACUCCCUUCGACCAUACCAGUGCCUCUCGUGUCCUUGCUUCAUACACUAGCCGAGCCAUCGUUGCUGUAUCAGUCGCUCUCGGAAUUUGUGGAAUCUUCCGAGGGCGGUCUAGUGGGACAGAGUCUUCGCGCAGCAAUUGCCAUUGAGCUGCGUUCUUAUCUCAGCCUCGUGGCUACUUUGGAAGGUCAAAUUCGGCGAGCGCUGACCCAAAUCGAGGAGAAUCCGUCGACAAACCUAAAUCAGGCGGGUGUGACGCUCAAGCGAUGCGUCGUCUGGACGCGAGAGGCUACUCUUGGUCUUCGCUUGAUGAGUGCUAUCGUUGUGUCGGCCGAAGGAAAGAAGGGCGGCGAACUCAUCAGCCUCAUUCACAAUUUCGCUUCAUCACAUGGUGAUCCUUUCGUCCACACUUUCGCCGAAAGGUUGCUCACGCAAAUCACAAGACCGUUUUAUAACAUGCUUCGUGCUUGGGUGUAUGAUGGCGAGCUCGAAGACCCCUACCUGGAAUUCUUCGUGUCAGAGAAUCCGGAUCAUGAAGAUAGCGGCGCCACGAGCGUGUGGGAACAUAAAUAUCUUCUGCAGGAGAACAUGAUUCCAUCCAUCAUGACUGCCGAUUUUGCCAACAAGGUCUUCCUGAUCGGCAAAAGUUUGAACUUCAUCCGAUACGGAUGCGCCGAUAGUGUUUGGGUGGAGAAUUACAGCAAAUCGACCUCACGUGAGCUAAAGUAUGGUGAUAAUGCCACUCUCUCACUAAGCAUAGACGAAGCAUACAAAACCGUUAUGGAGCGCUUGAUCAGCCUGAUGGAAACAAAGUUCGCGCUGUUUUCACAUUUGCAGGCCCUGAAGAAAUAUCUGUUGCUUGGUCAAGGAGACUUUAUUGCGUUGCUCAUGGAGUCGCUCUCGUCCAACCUCGACCGACCGGCCAACAGCCAAUAUCGUCACACCCUGACUGCGCAGCUCGAGCAUGCUAUCCGCAACUCCAACGCACAGUUUGAUAGUCCCGAUGUCCUCCGGCGCCUCGACGCUCGUAUGCUCGAGCUCAGCCAUGGCGAAAUCGGUUGGGACGUGUUUACCCUGGAGUAUAGGAUUGAUUCGCCGCUCGAUGUUAUUGUCACGCCUUGGGCAAGCAAGCAGUACCUCAAAGUCUUCAACUUCUUGUGGCGCGUGAAGCGUGUCGAAUUCGCCUUGUCGACGACGUGGCGCCGGGUCCAAACUGGAGCCAGGGGCGUCAUCAGCGCUGUAGAAGACAAACUAGGAGCGGACUGGAAGUCGGCCCGGGGAGGCGUGGCCGAAAUGAUCCACUUCAUCAACCAAUUGCAAUAUUACAUUCUGUUCGAAGUCAUUGAGGCUGGAUGGGAGGGUCUGCAAAAGGCCAUGCGGAAGCCAGAUGCCACUCUAGACACUCUGAUUUCCGCCCACACGACUUAUCUACGCUCCAUUACCCGCAAAGGCCUCCUCGGCGGCGGCGUUUCCGGCGCCGUGGAUUUCACGGCCCAACUCCACGAACUCCUCAAAUUGAUGCUCGCAUACCGCGACGCAGUGGACAGUCUCUACAGCUUCUCCGUCGCAGAGUACUCCCGACGGCAGGAACUCGCCGCCAAAAUCGAAACGCGCACCCGCGCCGGUCGCUGGGGCAUCACCGAAGCCGACGAGCUCGACUCCGCCGCCGCGUCACCACUGUUCACAUCUACUGCGCCAGGCAACAAAUCCCGCACGCGCAAUAAACACGACAGCGACGACCUCUCCAGCACGCGCCCUCUCCUCCCACUUCACACCGGCGGCAGCGGCAUCGAGGGCGAACGCGGCAUGCUGGAGCAACUCCGCCAGCGGCUCAAGACACUAGAGACGGACUUCCGGGCGCGCGUCAAUGUGUUGUUGGGGGAUCUGGCGUAUCAACCCGAUGUCGACAUGCGGUUUUUGGCCGUGGUCAUGAAUUUCAAUGAUGUGUAUGCGCCGGUUAAGCGCAGGCGUCAGCAUAAACCCGCGACGAGUGCGGCGUCGGUGGCGGCGACGGGCUCGGUGGCGGGAUCGGUCAGGGGGACGCAGCGGGCUGAUUCGAUUAAGGCGUGAUGAACGGAGGCUUUGUGAUGUCUCAUGACGAGGGAUGAUUUUAUUUUUUGGGGGAAGAUGAGGAAGGUCCAGAAAGGCGUUCAUGUGAGUUUUGGCGUUUAAAGCAGGUCAAGUUUCUUAUGGAAUUGGGGACUUUGAUUUCGUUGGGUUGUUUUUACAUCAUUUUAUCUACUCAAAACAAUUAGACGGUAUCCUGGACGGUGCGCUCAUGCUGCAAUGCUGCUUCACGACGACUCAUCACCGCUCUCCUC
Molecule: messenger RNA, 3260 nt
Organism: Dissoconium aciculare CBS 342.82
Lineage: Eukaryota; Fungi; Ascomycota; Dothideomycetes; Mycosphaerellales; Dissoconiaceae
Product: spc98 like protein
Exons: 1
Coding region: 169-3009 (946 amino acids)
Biological process (GO): cytoplasmic microtubule organization; microtubule nucleation; meiotic cell cycle
Cellular component (GO): gamma-tubulin small complex; mitotic spindle pole body; centrosome
Molecular function (GO): gamma-tubulin binding; microtubule minus-end binding
Source: RefSeq, a predicted model, not a curated record